Messenger RNA from Dipodomys ordii (Ord's kangaroo rat), 1377 nucleotides. RefSeq names its product kelch repeat and BTB (POZ) domain containing 13 (gene Kbtbd13). Bases 1 to 1377 code for a protein of 458 amino acids. Gene Ontology annotation, molecular function: protein binding. The transcript has a single exon. Lineage: Eukaryota; Metazoa; Chordata; Mammalia; Rodentia; Heteromyidae. The record is from RefSeq and is a predicted model, not a curated record.
AUGCCUCGGGACCCGGGGGUCGCGGUGCAGGUGUGGGUGGACGGCCAGCUCUUCCAGGCCGAUCGGGCCCUGUUGGUGGAGCACUGCGAUUUCUUCCGCGGUCUGUUCCGCUCGGGCAUGCGGGAGGCGCGCGCCGCCGAGGUGCACCUGGGCGCGCUGAGCGCGGGCGGCUUCGGCACGGCGCUGCGGGUGCUGCGCGGGGAGCGGCCGGCGCUGGCGGCCGACGACGAGCUGCUGCAGGCCGUGGAGUGCGCCGCCUUCCUGCAGGCCCCGGCGCUGGCGCGUUUCCUGGAGCACAGCGUCACGUCGGACAACUGCGUGCUGCUGUGCGAGGCGGCCGCCGCCUUCGGCCUGCGCGACGUGUUCCACGGGGCUGCGCUGUGCAUCCGCGACGGCGCGCACGAGCUGCAGGCCCAGCUGGCUCUGCCCGAGGCCCGCGACUACGUGGCCACCCUGAGACCCAGCUGUUACGUGGCCCUGACCACGCACACGCCCGCGCCGGGCUUCCUGGAAGACGCCUCCCGCACCAUGUGCUACCUGGACGAGGAAGGGGACGCGUGGCGCACGCUGGCCGCGCUGCCCCUGGAGGCCAGCACCAUGCUGGCGGGCGUGGCCACGCUGGGCAACAAGCUGUACAUCGUGGGCGGCGUGCGGGGCGCCAGCAAGGAGGUGGUGGAGCUGGGUUUCUGCUACGAUCCGGAGGGCCACACGUGGCGCCGGUUCCCCAGCCCGCACCAGCCGCGCUACGACCUGUCGCUGGCGGGUUUCGACGGCCGCCUGUACGCCAUCGGCGGCGAGUUCAACCGCACCCCGGUGAGCUCCGUGGAACGCUACGAUCCGAUCGCCGGCGGCUGGAGUUUCGUAGCCGAUCUCCCCCAACCCGCCACCGCCGUGCCCUGCGCGCAGGCCCGCGGCCGCCUCUUCGUGUGUCUCUGGCGACCCGCCGACACCACGGCCGUGCUGGAAUACGCCGCGCGCGCCGACGCCUGGCUGCCCGUGGCCGAGAUGCGGCGUCCGCAGAGCUACGGCCACUGCAUGGUGGCGCACCGCGACUCGCUCUACGUGGUGCGCAAUGGUCCCUCCGACGACUUCCUGCACUGCGCCAUCGACUGCCUCAACCUGGCCACCGGCCAGUGGACGGCGCUGCCCGGCCAGUUCGUCAACAGCAAGGGCGCGCUGUUCACCGCCGUGGUGCGCGGCGACACGGUCUACACCGUCAACCGCGUGUCCACGCUGCUCUACGCCAUCGAGGGCGGCAUGUGGCGGCUGCAGCGGGAGAAGAUCGGCUUUCCCCGGCCUGGAUCCCUGCAGACUUUCCUCCUGCGGCUGCCCCCCGGCGCUCCGGGACCUGUGGCCACCCCUUUGCCAGAACUGUGA